AUGGCCACAAAGGCACAGCCCAGCACAUCGCGGCAUAGAGGGAUGUUUUCUCAUGCGCGUCACGUUUCCCCGUCUGUCUCCCGCUCCAAGUCCCAGCGCCAGCCCCUUACUCCAGCACGUGACGCCUGCUCCACUUUCCUUUUGACUUUGAAACGAAGCCCAUCUGCAUCCAGGGAUCCAAACCAAGCAUACGACCAAAGGGAGGGGGGCGAGCACCCGCAGUAUGCCCCGACAGACGGCAGCAUGCCCAGAUCACCGUCCGACUAUGGGGAUAGGGACCCUCGGCGGGCGCCACGGGGCCCGCAGAUGUAUCCAGAUGUGGACUCCGUGCAAAUGGGCUACCGGGACCGGCGGGGCCCCGGGCGCUGGCACUCCCAGGAAUACCCCCUCGACCAAGAGCUAGACGGACCGCCCAGUGAGUAUGACCUCCAGCGGCAGCGGCAGGAGGAGUUCCAGACGCGGUACCGCAGCGACCCCAACCUGGCCCGCUACCCCGUCAAGCCUCAGCCUUACGAGGAGCAAAUGAGGAUGCACGCCGAGGUCGGCCGGCUGAGGCACGAGCGUCGCCAUAGCGAUGUAUCCCUGGCCUACACGGAGCAGGACGACCCCGGCCCCAUCCGGCUGUCCCGUCAGCACCUCACCGAGCGCCGGCCGCCUAUGGGGGGACACCGCUCGUACUCUGUUGACCGCUCUUCCCCAGGCCCUAUGGGCCCCGGCCUAAGCCACAGAACCUCCAAUCACAGCCCUCCGACGCCACACCGCAGCCCUGUGCUGGGCGACCGGACAGGGGACCUGCGACGAGGAGACAUGGGGGUAGGUGGCGAUCCAAUGAGGAGGCAGCAACACCACUUGGACCCCAAUUCUGCCGUACGCAAGACCAAGAGGGAGAAAAUGGAGAGUAUGCUAAGGAAUGACUCUCUAAGCUCUGACCAGUCCGAGUCAGUGCGGCCCCCACCCCCCAAACCCCACAAAACCAAAAAGGGAGGGAAGAUGAGGCAGGUGUCACUGAGCAGCUCAGAGGAGGAGCUGGCCACCACCCCAGAGUACACAAGCUGCGAGGAUGUGGAAAUAGAGAGUGAGUCAGUCAGUGAAAAAGGAGAUUUGGAUGGCCAUUGGUGGGACCAUGCAUCAUGGCAUAGCAGCGAGGCUUCCCCAAUGUCUUUGCACCCAGUUACAUGGCAGCCAUCCAAAGAUGGGGAUCGCCUAAUAGGCCGCAUCUUGCUCAACAAGCGCAUGAAGGAUGGAAGUGUGCCUCGAGACUCAGGAGCUCUGCUUGGUCUGAAGGUGGUGGGAGGCAAGAUGACAGAAUCUGGCAGACUUUGUGCUUUCAUCACCAAAGUGAGGAAAGGAAGUCUAGCAGACACUGUCGGACACCUCAGACCAGGUGACCAAGUGUUGGAGUGGAAUGGGAGGCUUUUACAAGGAGCCACGUUUAAAGAAGUUUACAAUAUCAUUUUAGAAUCUAAGCCUGAGCCGCAGGUGGAGCUGGUGGUCUCACGGCCUAUAGGAGAUAUUCCAAGAAUACCGGAUAGCACACAUGCACAACUGGAGUCAAGUUCGAGUUCUUUUGAGUCUCAGAAGAUGGAUCGCCCCUCAAUCUCUGUCACGUCUCCCAUGAGUCCCAGUAUGCUGAGGGACGCCCCCCAGUACCUGUCAGGACAGCUCUCAAGCCAAAGCCUUAGUAGACGAACAACGCCUUUUCCCCCUAGGGUCCAGGUCAAACUGUGGUACGACAAAGUGGGCCAUCAGCUAAUCGUCACCAUCCUGGGCGCCAAAGACCUGCCACCCAGGGAAGAUGGCCGACCCAGGAACCCUUACGUCAAAAUCUACUUCCUCCCUGACAGAAGCGACAAAAGCAAGAGGAGAACAAAAACAGUAAAGAAAUCCUUAGAGCCCAAGUGGAAUCAGACCUUUAUGUAUUCGCCGGUGCACCGGCGGGAGUUUCGAGAGCGCAUGCUGGAGAUCACAUUGUGGGACCAAGCCCGGGUCAGGGAGGAGGAGAGCGAAUUCUUGGGAGAGAUCCUUAUUGAACUGGAGACGGCUCUUCUGGAUGAUGAGCCUCACUGGUACAAGCUACAAACACACGAUGUGUCCUCCCUUCCACUCCCACGUGCCUCUCCGAAUGCACAGCGCAGGCAGCUCCAUGGAGAGAGUCCAACAAGGCGGCUGCAGAGGUCCCAGAGGAUAAGUGACAGCGAGAUAUCGGACUAUGAUUGUGAGGACGGUGUUGGGGUUAUUACAGACUAUAGGCCAAAUGGAAGAGACUUCCAGAGCUCCACGUUGUCUGUCCCUGAGCAGGUCAUGUCAUCUAACCACUGCUCUCGGUCUGCUGAUAUAAAUCGAGCACGGUCACGCUCUCCCAGUGUUCCUCCACCCUCCAGGAACCACGGAGCCAUGGAUAGACACGAGUAUCACAACAGGUCCCGCUCUGCAGACCAGCGGCCCACUAUAGAGCGCCUUACAUCCCGCUCGCGCUCGACCGAACGCCCCCACGACUCUUCGCUCAUGAGGUCGAUGCCGUCCCUGCCAUCUGGGAGGUCUGCACCCCCCUCACCUGCCAUGACGAGGGCACAUCCUCGUAGUGGAUCAGUCCAGACCAGUCCCACCAGUACCCCGAUGUCCAGUAGGCGAGGACGGCAACUCCCACAGCUUCCACCCACAGGGAAGGACAGAAAAGAUGGAGAGGAAGGAACAGAGCCUUGUGAAGGUAUGGACAUGGAAGAGAGGACCAGAGAGAUGAAACUAAAGAUGAACAAGUAUAAGCAAGGAGCUGGCUCUGACUCCAGACUGGAACAGGACUACCACAAGCGCUCAGGCAGGGAUCCUCAGGGCUCCGAUAACUUGUCAGCCAAGUCGUCGGACAGCGAUGUAAGCGACGUGUCCGCUGUAUCGAGAACCAGCAGUGCCUCUCGGUUCAGCAGCACGAGCUACAUGUCUGUCCAGUCAGAGAGGCCGCAAGGAAAUCGGAAAAUCCGGCAGAUGGGCUCAUCCGGUGGGGUGAACAUGACCAAGAGCACGAGCAUCAGCGGCGACAUGUGCAACCUGGAGAAGACGGACGGCAGCCAGUCAGACACGGCGGUCGGCACGGUAGGCACUGACGACAAGAAGAGGCGCUCCAGCAUUGGUGCCAAAAUGCAGGCCAUGGUUGGCAUGUCACGCAAGAGCCGGAGCACCUCUCAGCUCAGCCAAACAGGUGACAGAGAUCCAGGAAAGAGCUCUCUCUUUUUUCUGUUGUAA
Molecule: messenger RNA, 3237 nt
Organism: Menidia menidia (Atlantic silverside)
Lineage: Eukaryota; Metazoa; Chordata; Actinopteri; Atheriniformes; Atherinopsidae
Source: the annotation of a GenBank genome assembly